Messenger RNA from Elephantulus edwardii (Cape elephant shrew), 1594 nucleotides. It is a transcript of the gene NPY1R, whose product is annotated as neuropeptide Y receptor Y1. Gene Ontology annotation, molecular function: neuropeptide binding; neuropeptide Y receptor activity. Gene Ontology annotation, cellular component: neuron projection; plasma membrane. The record is from RefSeq and is a predicted model, not a curated record. Bases 144 to 1295 code for a protein of 383 amino acids. Gene Ontology annotation, biological process: G protein-coupled receptor signaling pathway. NCBI's taxonomy places the organism in Eukaryota, Metazoa, Chordata, Mammalia, Macroscelidea, Macroscelididae. The transcript is spliced from 2 exons.
GAUUAUUCCAUUCAGCAGAAUGGAGCAAUUAGAAUAAUUUUGAUAAAUGAAUUCCUAUGGAGAAUAAGUUGAACAUUUGACCUGCUUUGAGGACACAAACUACUUAUUUUCUAAAGUAAUCUGUAAUAGCCAAUCCAAUAAAAAUGAAUUCAACAGUAUUUUCCCAGAUGGAAAAUCUCUCAGUGCACUAUAAUGUUUCAGAGAAGAUUUCCCAAGUUUUGACUUUUGAAAAUGAUGAUUGUCAUCUGCCCUUGGCCAUGAUAUUUACAUUAGCUCUUGCUUAUGGAGCUGUGAUAAUUCUUGGGGUCUCCGGAAACCUGGCUUUGAUCAUAAUCAUCUUGAAACAAAAGGAGAUGAGAAAUGUUACCAACAUUCUGAUUGUAAACCUUUCCUUCUCAGACUUACUGGUGGCCAUCAUGUGUCUCCCCUUUACAUUUGUCUACACUUUAAUGGACCACUGGAUCUUUGGUGAGGCCAUGUGCAAAUUGAAUCCUUUUGUGCAGUGCGUUUCAAUCACUGUGUCCAUUUUCUCUCUGGUUCUCAUCGCUGUGGAACGACACCAGCUGAUCAUCAACCCACGAGGUUGGCGACCGAAUAACAAACAUGCUUAUGUAGGCAUUGCUAUCAUUUGGAUCAUUGCUUUGGCUUCUUCUUUGCCCUUCCUUAUCUAUCAAGUCUUGACAGAUGAACCAUUCCAAAAUGUAACAUUUGAAGCGUUCAAGGACAAGUAUGUAUGCUUUGAUAAAUUUCCAUCAGACUCUCAUAGGUUGUCUUACACUACUCUCCUAUUGCUGCUGCAAUAUUUUGGCCCACUCUGUUUCAUAUUUAUUUGCUACUUCAAGAUAUACAUACGCUUAAAAAAGAGAAACAAUAUGAUGGACAAGAUGAGAGAUAAUAAAUACAGGUCCAGUGAAACCAAAAGAAUCAACAUCAUGCUGCUUUCCAUUGUGGUAGCGUUUGCAGUCUGCUGGCUGCCUCUUACUAUCUUUAACACUGUAUUUGACUGGAAUCAUCAGAUCAUUGCUACAUGCAACCACAAUCUCUUAUUCUUGCUCUGCCACCUCACAGCAAUGAUAUCCACCUGUGUCAAUCCCAUAUUUUAUGGGUUCCUGAACAAAAACUUCCAGAGGGACUUGCAGUUCUUCUUUAACUUUUGUGAUUUCCGGUCCCGAGAUGAUGAUUAUGAGACAAUAGCCAUGUCCACCAUGCACACAGAUGUUUCCAAGACUUCCUUGAAACAAGCAAGCCCAGUCGCAUUUAAAAAAAUCAACAAUGAUGAUAAUGAAAAAAUAUGAAACCAUUUGCACUGUAUGGUCCUAUAUGACAUCUAUUUAAUAACAAGCACAACCUGCAACAUGCUUUCAUUACCUGUUCUGCCAAGGAAUGUGGAUGAAAUUAUUUGGGAAAGACAGAGACAUUUUCUGGGAAAGAGGAUUUUUCAUUGUACUUACCGUGAUUGCACUUGGAACAAAAUGUACAGGCUUUGGAAUUUUCUGGCCUUAUUUUUUGGCGAUACAUCUUUGGAGUGCUUUUUGUGAAUUUAUGCAUAUAAAGGUUUCUACACUGUAUUGUAUUGAAAACUUUUUAAGUAUUA